Suillus subaureus is the source of this 486-nucleotide messenger RNA. Its product is annotated as kinase-like domain-containing protein. Gene Ontology annotation, cellular component: cytoplasm; nucleus. The transcript is spliced from 5 exons. Gene Ontology annotation, biological process: endocytosis; peptidyl-serine phosphorylation; signal transduction. Bases 1 to 486 code for a protein of 161 amino acids. Lineage: Eukaryota; Fungi; Basidiomycota; Agaricomycetes; Boletales; Suillaceae. The record is from RefSeq and is a predicted model, not a curated record. Gene Ontology annotation, molecular function: protein serine/threonine kinase activity; ATP binding.
AUGACUCCAGCAACAUCGACUCGAGCUGGUUCAAGCUGGUUGCAGUCGGCUUCACAUGAAAUUCUCAAGCAACUUGAAGGUGGAGUUGGGAUUCCCCAUGCCCUUUGGUUUGGCAGGGAGUCAACAUAUCACACCUUGGCCCUUGACCUCCUCAGGCCAUCACUAUACGAUCUCUUCCUUGCAUGCAACCACAAAUUUAGCCUUCCCACUGUUGUUAAUUUAGGAGACCAGCUGCUGUUGCAUCUUGAGUACAUUCACUCACAUGACAUUGUUCAUGGGGAUAUCAAACCGCAUAAUGUCUUAGUGGACCGUUCAAGACAAACUACCUAUAUCAUUGAUUUUGGUCGACAUCUCACAGGCACCCCUGCCUUUGCUUCAAUCAACAAUCACUUGGGAUUGGAGCUGGUUUGUUGUGACGAUCUCAAAUCACUUGCUUACAUGCUAAUAUAUUUCUUGCGUGGCUCCCUUCCAUGGUUAAAUAAAUGA